Pundamilia nyererei is the source of this 1775-nucleotide messenger RNA. It is a transcript of the gene gch1, whose product is annotated as GTP cyclohydrolase 1. Bases 77 to 847 code for a protein of 256 amino acids. Gene Ontology annotation, molecular function: GTP binding; GTP cyclohydrolase I activity; zinc ion binding. The transcript is spliced from 6 exons. Gene Ontology annotation, biological process: tetrahydrobiopterin biosynthetic process; tetrahydrofolate biosynthetic process. Gene Ontology annotation, cellular component: cytoplasm. NCBI's taxonomy places the organism in Eukaryota, Metazoa, Chordata, Actinopteri, Cichliformes, Cichlidae. The record is from RefSeq and is a predicted model, not a curated record.
CUUGAACUCAAACUAAAGUACCCGUCAGAAACUGAUGCAACAAGUGCUCAACUAAGAAGGCAAGAGAACCGCAGCGAUGGACCGCUCCAAGCAGAACAAGUACAGCUCAAACGAGAAGAAGGACAACGGGGACGGCGGCUCCGUGCUCAACGGCCACUUUGACGGGAUGGUGAAGCGGGCAGCCGGCGGUCCUCAGGCACCGGCAGCAGAAUCCGCUCCGCACCGGUCGACCUCCGCUGUGAUGGAGAGCUGGAAGGAGGAGCGCACCAGGAGCCUGGAGGACAACGAGAUGAGCUUGCCGUCCCUGGCCGCUGCCUACACCACCAUCCUGCGGGGUCUCGGGGAAAACCCGCAGCGGCAGGGACUCCUCAAAACCCCCUGGAGGGCUGCCACGGCCAUGCAGUUCUUCACUAAAGGCUACCAGGAGAAAAUUAUCGACGUACUGAAUGACGCCAUCUUCGAUGAAGACCACGAUGAGAUGGUGAUAGUGAAAGACAUCGACAUGUUCUCCAUGUGUGAACAUCACCUGGUGCCCAUCUUUGGCAGGGUUCACAUUGGAUACCUCCCAAACAAGAGAGUUCUGGGCCUCAGCAAGCUAGCCAGGAUUGUUGAGAUCUACAGCCGUCGACUACAAGUUCAGGAGAGGUUGACCAAACAAAUCGCUGUAGCUAUUACAGAGGCACUGCAGCCCACUGGGGUCGGAGUUGUCAUUGAGGCAACUCACAUGUGUAUGGUGAUGCGAGGCGUUCAGAAGAUGAACAGUAAAACCGUCACCAGCACCAUGCUGGGGAACUUUAGAGAGGAUCCAAAAACCCGCGACGAGUUUCUGAGGCUCAUCAAAAGUUGAGGGGGAUGAAGCUUCUCGCCUUCCUCCUGUUGCCUGGGGUUACCUCCAACCUACAUGAACCAGCUGCCGUGCUACCUGCGUGUGUGUGUGAGCGUGUUUGUACAAGUGUGUGCGUGUGUUUGUUUCCAUCUCAUCAAAGGCAGAGGCGGGUGUUUUCUGUGUUAUUGUGCUCAUCGGAUAAAGUGAACUGUUACCUCUGUGAUUUUAGUGCGAGGCCACUGGUUUACACGUUGUUUGCUUUUAGACAACGGGACAGACUUUGAGCUCUUUUGUGUUGUGUGUGUGUGUGCUCGUCGUUCAAAUAUCAGUCACAGGCCUCGAGGAAAAAUGGAAGGACAGUUUAUGGAGAGAAUUCCCUCCCUGUAAAAGUAACCGGUCCUUUUAACUCCUCCGGAUACUCACAGACACAAGUUAAUAACACAAAGACAAAAACAAACCAACAGCAUAAAUAUUUCCACCAGUAUUUCCUUAAUUAUCUGUAAUUUUGACACUAAGCGGUUCAGAUUUUGUUGACUGAAAGCCAUAAAAAACAAAACAAAAAUACUUUUAGGUUUGAAAAACUAAGGAAUCAGAAUCCAGAGAAUGUCCUCACUAAAAGCGGUGCCUAUGUUAAGUCAGUAGAUUCAGAGAGAACAUCAAGCAACACUUGGCAGCUAACCCUGACCAAAGUGCAUUAGAAAAACAUCAAAUAUUUCCAUUACAGUCUAACAGCCCAGAGGAGUCCGUGUCACUACAAGCCCUUUUUAAAUUAACGGCUUCAUCUGUCUAUUAAUGUGGUAGCACUUGGUCAAACGUGCAAACUCAGAUACUUAUAGUCAAUGUUGCCUCUAAAUUUUCAUGUCUCUGAGCGAACACACAAUCUCCCUGAGCAGUCCCUUGAACCACUGUGAGCAACAUUAGACGUGUGCACUGUGGUCACGCCAGCAUC